Messenger RNA from Toxorhynchites rutilus septentrionalis, 7171 nucleotides. RefSeq names its product neuronal acetylcholine receptor subunit alpha-7-like. The record is from RefSeq and is a predicted model, not a curated record. NCBI's taxonomy places the organism in Eukaryota, Metazoa, Arthropoda, Insecta, Diptera, Culicidae. Gene Ontology annotation, cellular component: neuron projection; postsynaptic membrane; synapse. The transcript has 15 exons. Gene Ontology annotation, biological process: nervous system process; regulation of membrane potential; signal transduction. Gene Ontology annotation, molecular function: transmembrane signaling receptor activity; acetylcholine-gated monoatomic cation-selective channel activity. The coding region runs from base 3003 to 4658 and encodes 551 amino acids.
CUCGUUCCCGCCAGUGGGCACUCCGCUUCGGGAGUGUGCUAAAAUCAGGGGGAUCCUUGCCCAAGCUGGCUCGCUGGUCGGAUUCUGUGCUCCAGUUGGUGUUCCGGUUUAGAGUCGUGCUGUUGUUUUUCCACCUUUUAUCUCCGUGAAAACCGCAGCGUGGAAAUGCGCGUCUGAGGAGGGAUUUCGGACGGAAAUCAGAUGAAGAAAAACGAACCCAAAAGUGUGAGCAGGAGCAGCCAGGAAGAACACAGAGCAAAGAUGGUUGGCGCAGUGGUGGAAUUUAGGGAAAGGGAAAAUCUGUUAAAGAUGAGCUGGUGAACGGUUUAGUGGUGCUGUGCCAGUGAUAACGGAAACCGAGCAGAAAAUGCUGGAUCAUUUGCGGAUGUUGCCUGGCAGGUGUUGGAGACCAGUAUCGAAAUGAGCUAUCCUUGCUGGAAAAGGACCACCGAUAAGCGGAAAGAAAAAUGGAUUUAAGUAGGGGUUCCGUGGCUCUUCUUAGUUGAGGAAUUUUGUGCAGAAACCUUCAGCGGACCAAAAUCCUGACCAAACCGAAAAUCCUGCACAUAUAUACAGCUAUCCGUUGGAUUCUCUGGAGUGUGCGUGUGUGUUUGCUCUCCGUGUGGAGCUAAGGGCGAAAAGUGUGAAAAGUUGAAGCCAAAAAAAGAAAGACGACAGAUCAGCAGCAGUGGGAAAUUUUCGCAAAAUGAAAAAUUAUGUAGGAGUGAAACGAGCCAUGUGAAAAGUGUGCGGUAAACGGAAGAAAAACGCGUGAGCGUAAGCCCCGAAAAGUGAGCAAAGAAGAGCUGCAAUUUUCUUUGCGACUACGGAAAAGCCCGAGAGUGAAGAGAGCGCAGCAGUUACCAGUUGUAACCCCUGGAGUUUGAAGAAACAAGGGCGCGAGCGUUGUGUUUCUCGGUGUUCCGUGUGUGAAGGAUCUGAAUAGUUCGGAUUAUGACUCUCUCGCUCUCCUAAGAGGCUGCGUGUGUGUGUGUGCUUGUCGCCCGACGUGAUAAUGUUUGCGUUCAAAGAUGUGACCAAAUGUGGCACCCCACAUCCGUUAACGGAACCUAAAACAACGCUGUAAAUCGCUUCACAGUAGAAAUCAACUCCAAUCGGAAGAGAAGGGUUGCAAACACGAUUCAGAUCUGCACCGGGUAGCGUAACAUUCCAAACGUGUGCACAACGGAAGUAACGGAGACAAAAAUACGACCAACAUCGCAUCGUUCCAAUGUGCAGCCAAACUCGACACGGCAUAUCCGGUGACAGUGGCUGCACAACCACCGCGACCACCGCCAUCAUCGUCAUCUCGGUCAGUGCCAGCGACGACAAGUGCCAACCGGGGGUAGUAAUUAGCAUCGGAACUAGCAAUCCCAGCGGAAGCAGUAGUCACUGUAGCAGUGACACGUGGAACGGUCAAAUCGCGCCGCGCUUGUUUUCUUAUCGAUUGCUACUAUUGCCAGUGAAACCGGGGAAAGGGCACAGCUUGGAAUCAUGAAAAUUUCAUCAUCCCGAAAUAGCAAAAACAACAGACACAGUCACAGCAGCUCCGACGGGAGUCGUCACGAAAGCAGUGGGAUUGGCACCGGUCGACAUCAGGUACGCUUGGAGCGAUCAAUCGCGGCAAUAUAUCGUGCAAAAUUGAAAAAGUGGAAAUAGUAAUCGUUUCGCAGUCGCGCGUGACGGAAUCAAUAAUCACGCUCGCCCAUACAGGACCGCAGCCGUCGAGAGAACUUUUGCCAAGAAGAAGGAGUAUCACGAGUUCUCAGCUUCGACUAACAUACUGCCAACACGCCACUGAAACCGCCAACACGCUUCGAUUCGCCUAGGCUAACUGGAAUUGGUCCUCGGAUCUCUUUGUCUCACACACACGCUCUCUGCCCGACGGAUACAGUGGGAAUCCGCACGAGCCCUGUUUGAGGAUAGGUUUUCUUUCCGGGCUAGCCAGAACCAGAACCAGAAGGGAGCAGAAAAGGAGGGGAAAAGUUUUUCUCCUCACGUUUAUAACAAAAGGACGAAAAAAAGGAAUCACUCGCACGCACGAAACUUCGCACUCGAAAACGAGGUGCGUUCCGGAAAAAUUGGAAAACGGUUGGGGGGAAAUCGAGGAACGUCAAUCCCCUUGCACGUCCGAAGAGAACGUGGUGUCAGAACACGGAACCACCAUUCCACAUUUAUCUUCCGAUUAGAUAAUUCGCUCGAAUCGAACCGGACAGAAGAGGAAUGUCAAGAAAAUGCGAAAUGCGAACCCUCAGCCGAUAAAACUAAACUAAGUAGUCGUUUAAGAGUUGUAUAGUAAACUUAUACUGACACUUUAAACAGUAAUUGAUAUUGACUAAUAAUACCAGCUAGUAUAUUACUCAUUAACAUUAAAAUAAUAAAGUUUCAUAAAGAGGACAAAGUUUGCUGCGAUUCAAUAAUAAUAUUAAUAAUAUCAAUAGUACUUUAACAAAUUUUCCACAAAUUGAAAUAAUAUUGAUAAAAUAACUAUAAAGGAACUGGAAGUUUAAUACAUCUUAAUAAUAAUAACUAAAAAAAAACAAAGUUCGAAUAAUAUGUUUGGAAAACUCAAUAAUAAACAGAGAAACUUAUCAAUGAAAAAUAAACAUCAACUAAUAGCAUAUUGUUAUUAAACGUAUUUAAAACAAAACGAAUCAUCUACUACUUGACGGCAAGUAAUAAAUAUCAUUAGCGUAUCCAACCUAACAAAUUUGAUAGAACGAAACCGGUACUGAACAUAACGCAAACGCACGCAAAAACGGAGAAUACAGAAGCAAACAAUCAAUCCAAAAGGCCAAUAGCACGACAGGAUUUAAACAAUCGCAGUCUACUGCUGAGAGAAGAAAAAAAACACGGAACAAACAACACUACAACACUGACUCGGAGAAAGGAUAAAGCCGAAAAGGAAAACAACAGCAACAGUUUGAAGUGUGAAAAUUCAUCUUCGUUAUCAUCUUCUCGGUGGAGCGCACAUUCAUCGCUAUCAUCGUGGCAACGGCAACAUGAAGAAGAUUCUGGUGAUCGUGAUCAAGAUGAUCAAGAUGAUCUCCAAAAUCAUCAUGCUGAGCCGAUAUCACAACUUUCGGUGCUACAAGCAGCUGCGGCUGUACAAGUGGAUCAUCGUGUUAAUGCUGAUCGCGAACUCGGUUAUGGCAUGUCUGGCCGGAUAUCACGAGAAGCGGUUGCUGCACGACCUGCUGGAUACCUACAACACCCUGGAGCGACCGGUGGUCAACGAAUCGGACCCCCUGCAGCUGAGUUUCGGUUUAACACUAAUGCAAAUCAUAGACGUGGAUGAAAAAAAUCAACUGCUCGUCACUAACAUAUGGUUGAAGCUAGAAUGGAAUGAUAUGAAUUUGAGGUGGAACACAUCGGAAUAUGGUGGUGUGCGAGAUCUACGGAUACCACCGCAUCGAAUUUGGAAACCAGAUGUUUUGAUGUACAACAGUGCUGAUGAAGGCUUUGAUGGCACAUAUCCAACAAAUGUAGUCGUACGUAAUAAUGGUUCUUGUUUGUAUGUGCCACCAGGAAUCUUCAAAUCAACAUGUAAAAUAGAUAUAACGUGGUUUCCAUUUGAUGAUCAAAGAUGUGAAAUGAAGUUUGGUAGUUGGACAUAUGAUGGUUUCCAGUUAGAUUUACAGCUGCAAGACGAAGCCGGUGGGGACGUGAGUAGUUUCGUGACGAACGGGGAAUGGGACCUGCUGGGUGUCCCCGGGAAGCGUAACGAAAUCUACUACAACUGUUGUCCCGAGCCUUACAUCGAUAUCACCUUCGCCAUCAUCAUCCGGCGGCGGACGUUGUACUAUUUUUUUAAUUUGAUCGUCCCGUGCGUGCUGAUAGCGUCGAUGGCACUACUCGGAUUCACGCUACCGCCGGACUCCGGAGAGAAGUUAUCAUUAGGUGUAACAAUUUUAUUAUCAUUGACUGUAUUUUUAAACAUGGUGGCGGAAACAAUGCCAGCCACAUCGGAUGCUGUUCCACUUUUAGGCACAUAUUUUAACUGCAUCAUGUUUAUGGUUGCAUCAUCUGUUGUUUCGACAAUUCUCAUUUUAAAUUAUCAUCAUAGAAAUGCGGAUACCCACGAAAUGUCUGAUUGGGUUAGAAUUAUAUUUUUGUAUUGGCUGCCAUGUAUUUUAAGGAUGAGCAGGCCAGGCAGACAUUUAUCGAUGGAGUAUCCGCCAACGCCAACGUCUGACAGUUCUGAGCGGAAAACGCACAUUCAGGACGUGGAACUGAAAGAGCGAUCAUCGAAGUCACUGCUAGCGAACGUAUUAGAUAUAGACGAUGACUUUCGUCACAACUGUAGACCACUAACCCCCGGAGGUACACUGCCACAUAAUCCAACAUACUUCAGGACUGUUUAUAGUAGCGAUGAUGGUAGUAUGGGACCGAUCGGAAGCAAUCGAAUGCCAGAUGCAAUUGCGCCACCACACACGUGUUUCACAUCAUCCGCUGAUUACGAACUAGCUUUAAUAUUAAAAGAGAUACGUUUUAUCACCGAUCAGAUACGAAAGGAAGACGAGGACAGUGAUGUCGCCAAGGAUUGGAAAUUCGCAGCAAUGGUAGUGGAUAGAUUGUGCCUUAUAAUUUUCACGUUUUUCACAAUAGUGGCAACCAUAGCUGUUCUAUUUUCGGCACCGCACAUCAUCGUUUCGUAGCCAUAUGGAAAAGGUUAUUGUUAUUGGUUUUAUCAUAAAAUCAAUUUGUUAUUAAUUAAAUUAUUGUCGAGACUUUUUAAAUGAAUUUCAAGAAGAAGUAACAUAUAUCUUGGCAACAGAGGGUCGGACGAAAUAAAAUGAGUGGCCACAGGAAAAAAAAUAUGUGAGCCAGCAAAAAAAAACGCAUGAAAAGAAGAAAUGCUGCUGUAAAAAUAGGAUGUUUGAAGGCAGUGUUUAUACUAGAAAAAAAAGAAAAGAUUGAAGAAAGAAAAAAAACAGUAAAAUAGAAAAACCUACAAUCGAGAAAAAGCGUAACAAAAAAUAGAGAAUAUUUCUGUUAGAUCAUUACUAUUAGCGUUCCAUUUCUUCGCUCACACAUUUUCCACCGAAAUCAAUCGUAAUCAAUCGAAAUCAAUAGCAGAACGAGAGCAAAAACAGCGGAAAGCUACUAGGCACUACUGAAACAAGUAAAUAGGGGACAGACAGUUGAGGGGAAUAAGUACCCAUGGUCGCGAUAAUUUGCGAUGAAACCAGACACAGUAAAUUCGAUUUCAUCUCACAAAAAACGACAAUGAGUUUUACUGUUUUAAGUAUCGUUUUUUUUAACGAUGUAGAAAUCGAUGCACCGAAAGAAAAGUGGACGGAAAACGUACUAUUUCUAAGCCAAAAAGCAAUAAUUCGCAACAGCUGGGGAUCGGGGAGAGUACCAAAAUAAAAGAAAAAACAGAAAACUCAUGGAAGUUGAAAUUAUUAAUUUGCAACAUUUCGAAAAGUGAAUUCUCACUGUAAUAGCCAGAGGAUAACAAGAAUUAAAAAUAGGUUCAGAUUCAAUUCGAAGAUCGCCACGAAAUUUCUUUUAAUUCAAUACCACACUCGAGAAAUAGUAUGAGAACAUAAUGUUUGAGUUCGAAUAGUUUCUAUUUUCAUGAGACUACCUCUAAAAUGUCUCUCAACAAAGUAACAAAGUAUUUAGAAUCAACCUUCGAUUUUCAAAUUCAAACGAAAUCAAUCCCGAAAUCCUAAACUGAAUCUUUAGGUACAAUCCGCAGCAAACAGCUCACUAUUUGAACUGAGUCACGAUGAACCUCAAUCCGCAAUCAGCACUAGCGCUAACGAUCGAUACGAAGCAGAAACUCACACACAAACUAGAAAGAGAAAGAAAAAAACGAAUAAAACAAAUUCGGAAGAAAGAAAAUCUCCUUAGCUAAAAUGAUUUUUCAAAACUAUUUAGACGAAGAUUAGCGAACGAAACAAAAAAAACACACACGGGAAGUAAGUUAAAGCAAACAAAAAAAAAAUCAACCAAAAUAAGUAAAGCACUAAAUUCUAGAUGUUAAGACAUUGAACAAGAUUAACUUUUUUAGUUCUUGUUUAUAGCGGAAAAGUAAGGAAAUCGUAUUUAAAAUUAAAAAUUAAAGUCUUUAUCUUUCUGUUCAAAAAUUAUUGUCGCGUUGCAACCUUUCAAAACUGCGCCUUCGGGACGAGGCAUUACGGGAUGUGCGUCCCGCGGUGUCCACUCGAGGUCGGGUUGGCCAAAGGAGUGCACGCGAGUAAAGUGAAAAUUUCUAAAUUAAUAAUCAGACAUGCUAAGAUCGAGGGUUAUAUUAAUUAAUGGAGUUAAGUGGAAGAUGAGAGGAUGUAACAAGAGAAGAAAAAAAAAGUAAUCGCGAAAGUCUUAUCGUUAAGAAAAUAAAAACGGGAGGGGACAAGGGAAUAACAAUAUCCGCACGCAGCGGACGCCCCCUACGAAGCGAGUGGGAGACGAGGGGAGCCGGGACGCUUUUGUACAGGUGUGAGAUAGGAACCAAACCAACCAAGGGCUUUAAUGUGGGGUGCGAGUUGCUACAAGCAAAAAAGAAAAUGAGCCGAGAGCACGAGAACCGAGCACGAGAAAGAACACAAUAUUGGUAGCUUCUUUCGAGUUUGGGUAGUAGCGUUAUUACUUAAGAAGUUGGGCAGAAAUGGGUCUGAAGGCCGAGAUGGCAAUGAUCAACGGGCCGAAUUAGUGUGUGUAUGACCACCCCCGCGAAUCCGUUAUGGGACAUGUAAUGUGAGAACGUGAGACAAGAGAUAACUGUUAGGAAAUCAUGCUGAAGGCAAAGAAACGUGGAAGUCAAGUAAAAAUUUAUCAACAGCAGCACGACUGUGAUAUAUAAUAAAAAAUAUAUUUAAAUUAUUAUUAUUAAUUAUUGAAUAAUUAUCGAUUAAAAUACUGUAACUACUAACUAGCAAGACGAAAAGAAGGAGAAUGCGGAGAACAAGCGGCUACUUACGAAAAAAAAGGAGAACACGAUUCCUUUGAGACAUCAUAUACCCUGCGAGGUGCAGCGCCGGUAGAAUCUGUUUUGAUAAUUUGGACAUCGGGGUGAGGAUUGAAAAUUGGUAGGAAAGGAUAUUUAAUUGACGAUGUAUUCAGAAAAAUGAAAAUUUGUAUGUUUUUAAUGGAAUAAAUUAAAAGCGGAACUCGUUCUGCGAUAGAGAUUUAGUGAAAUAAAUAAUCAGUGGGCAGCGAU